UCUUCCAACCCAAGCAAUGGAUCCAAGCGGGGGCGAAAUCGCAGUGGAAAUCCUCCCUUUUAUACGAACCUACAGGGACGGCCGCGUCGAACGCCUUGUCCCCACCGACGUCGUCUCUCCCUCCCUCGAUCCCACAACCGGUGUCACCUCCAAAGACGUCAUGAUCGAUCGCGAGACCAACGUAUCCGCCCGGCUCUACCACCCCGACCUCGCCUCCUUCGACCCUUCUCAGAAGCUCCCCAUCCUCGUCUACUUCCACGGCGGUGGCUUCUGCUUCGGGAGCCCCUUCUGGACCCUGUACCACAACUAUCUCAACUCCCUCGUCGCCAAAGCCAAGGUGGUAGCCGUGUCGGUCGACUACCGGCUUGCGCCGGAGAACCCAAUCCCGGCGGCCUACGAGGACUCGUGGCAGGCGCUCCAGUGGGUGGUGUCCCACUCAGAGGGGGCCGGGUCCGAGCCCUGGCUCGCCGAGCGGGGGGACUUGUCACGGGUGUUCUUGGCCGGAGACAGCGCCGGCGCGAACAUCGUCCACAACAUGGCGAUGCGGGCGAAGGCGAGGAUCGAGGGGGUGGUGCUGGUGCACCCGUUCUUCUGGGGAUCGGAGCGGAUGGGGUGCGAGAAGGACCGAGACGACAAGCCUUUGCUUGACCCGGUGACAACGGACCUUGUGUGGCCGUUCGUGUGCCCAGGCGCGGUGGGGAGCGACGACCCCCGGUUGAAUCCGAUGGCGAAGGGGGGGCCGAGUCUGGCGGGGCUGGGAUGCGGGCGGGUGCUGGUGGUCGUGGCGGAGAAGGAUCUGUUGAGGGACAGGGGAAGAGCGUAUUACGAGGCUUUGAAGGGGAGUAGGUGGGGAGGGAUGGUGGAGAUUUUUGAGACGAAAGGCGAGGAUCAUGUGUUCCAUCUGUUCGAGUCUGGGUGCGACAAGGCUUUGGAGUUGUUCCAGCGUUUGGCUGGUUUCAUCAGGCGUGAGUAGCACAAGGUGCGGAUACUUGGAUGAUGCUUAACUAAACUG
Messenger RNA from Elaeis guineensis (African oil palm), 1012 nucleotides. RefSeq names its product probable carboxylesterase 2. Gene Ontology annotation, molecular function: hydrolase activity. Lineage: Eukaryota; Viridiplantae; Streptophyta; Magnoliopsida; Arecales; Arecaceae. The record is from RefSeq and is a predicted model, not a curated record.